Molecule: messenger RNA, 10269 nt
Organism: Schistosoma turkestanicum
Lineage: Eukaryota; Metazoa; Platyhelminthes; Trematoda; Strigeidida; Schistosomatidae
Source: the annotation of a GenBank genome assembly
AUGGCUCUUGUCUCACUGUUGUGUGUCUACAUCAGUCAUAAUCCAGUUCCUGAAUUUGAAGCUAAAUACAAGGAUAUGUUUACAAAUAAUCUCCUGAAGUCCAUCUUUGAAGGAAAACAAGAAGUAGCAAAUAUUUCGCUGCGACGGUGUUGUUCAAUUCUAAAUGUGUGCUGUAAUUGUUCCAGUUUCAAAGUCCUUGUAUUACCAGUUGUGAACCGUGCCAUACUUCGUUCUCCGGAGAACCAACUGCGUGCUGUAAAUUCAUUGCUCGAAGAUUUAUCUUUCACUUUGGAUCUUUGUGCGAUGGACCUAGCUCAAUCGGUUGUAAAAAAUCUGCAUGCUGUAUCAGACAUAACCAGAAAGGAUGCUAUUGCGAUGUUAUGUACAAUCUCAAAGAAGUGUUCGGAAGUUGACACUCUCUCUUCUCUAUGCAAACUUGUUCAUGCACAGUUCGCUGGAUCUGAGGGUAAGAAAGCAAGUCAAGAAUCAAGGUUCGCUGCAAUUACAUGUUUCGGUGAACUUUCUAUAAAUGGUAUAAAACAGAAAUCCGCUUCAGAUCGCGUUACAACCGUAGCUAUAAACUUACUUAUAGAUCAUUUGGAGCACGAAACAUAUGAAGAGGGGAUCAUUUACACUGCUAAACAAUUAGUCAAAUGGCUACAUCGAUUAAAAUCGAACGCUCCUGAUCGUUUCUUUAAUUUCAUAAAGUCACACGCCUUCUCAAACAAGACAUCUGCGUCGGUCCAUUCAGUCUUACUUAUGUGCUUGGAUACAGCAUUAUCUAAUGGUGUACCUGGAAAUAAAUUGCCCACAGCUAUUAUUCCAAAUCUUUUAGGAUCAAUCGAACAAGCAUCUGGUCAACCUUUUCAUUCACCAGCUACUCAUAAAUCUGUUAUGGCAUCAUCGAUUUGGUUACGUUAUACACUGUCUACAAUAAAAUUACCUAUUACAGAAGAGUCGUUCAAGUCAAUUAUUAAAUCUUCACCUUUUUGGAAUAUGCUGUCAAAUGUGUCAGGAACUAAUAAUAAGCGUUGUCCAUGGUUUACUGAAAAGUUUCUACAGACUGCACCAUUCUAUGUUUUGUGUGCAGUCGGUCGUCUGUUCAGAUUACUUCUUUCCGAUCUGUAUACAUUCAUUCCUGGUGAAGUGUUAGGUCCGAUUUAUAGAACGCUACUCCUUCUUUGUAUUCAUCCAUUUUAUGAUACUGUACGCCAGAGGAAUCUUGACAGUAUUAUUGAAUUAUUGAAAAAUUCUAAUGAAGAACAUCGUUAUCAGCUGACUAUGGGCUUUUUAAAACAUCUACAUAUCCUACUUAUAAAUUAUCCAACUAUCUUACAAUCUUCAUCAUCUUCGUCUAGUCUGUUAGUUCUAGGUUCAGGAUUGAUUGCUGAACACCUAUGCUUACCAAUAACUGAUUUUGUUGGAAUUAAUGUUUGGGAUAAUGCUGUUUAUCCAAAUUCUGAACUACAAACUACUAAACAACCGAUUGGUCGCAGUAAAUGUAUUGGUUCCUAUUUAUGUCAACUUAUUAAUGUCCUAGUUUUACCAUCAUCUUCUGCGGUAUCCAAAUCUCGUCGAAUUUCUGAAGAAAACACAGAUGCUUCUUCGCCAUUUUGUAUGCGUUAUUUACUGGAUGUGUUCACUUUGAGCGUAUUUUGCACCAGCCAUCCAUGUAUUCUUGAUGUCAGACCUAUGCUAUGGGAACACUUACAGUCGAAACUUAACCUACCAAAAUUAUUCAAUGAAAAUUGUAGUGAUUCUAUGGGAAUCACUUCAUUGGUUGUUAACAACUGGUCAAAAAUUGUUCAAUAUUUUAUGAAACAACCAUAUUUGAUUCCAGCAGAUCGAUAUGCACUUCAACGAUUAAUCAAAUGGUCACCUAUUGGUAUUGGUCAAAAUUUAAUUGAACAAAUAUAUUCGAAUUUUUGUUCAGAAUCAUUUACAUCAAUUAGUGAAAAAGAUGUUCAAAUUAUGCUGACACCAGAAGGUCAACUUUUCAAUUAUGAACUUCUUGAAAGUCUACCAAAAUAUGAAACUUCUUGGGUUAAUGUUAAACGUGAAAAUAAAUUAUAUCCUUAUGAUUUACAAAUGGAUAGUUUAUCAGCUCAAUUACAACGUUCACAAGAACAGUCUAAUGAUGAGACGACACUCAUUUUGGAUAAAUUAACUGGUCAAUUAACUGAAAAACAAUUGGAAUUUGUACGUAAUGAAUUAAAUAAGGAGAAUGAAAUACGAAAAUCUAUGCAAUCACUUGAUAUAAAAGCAAAACACAUGUGUGAUAUCCUCAUUAAUGCAUUAAAUGCAUUGAUUUACCAAUCGAAUAAUCAUUCUCUACCAAUUUAUUAUUAUUAUCAAGAAGCUGGACAAAUUAUCAAGCAUUUUUGUCAUAAACUAUCUAUUUUAUUUGUCAACUUACUGUCAAAUCCACUGAUUUCACCUUAUAUAAUACGAGCUCAUAAUAAAUUUAUUGAAGCAAUUAUAUGUAGUACUUUCAUUGUUGAUCAGUGGCAUUCUAAUCUUAACCAUGAAUUAUAUACUUAUAUACCAAUGAUCUAUUGGUGGUCUAUACGAAUAUUACAACCAGUUAGAUUAAUGCAUUUCAAUCAUAAUCAAUCUAGUUUACUGUUAUCAAAGUACACCACAACAACAACAGCAUUUGACCAGUCAGAUCAGUUCAUAACUAAACGAGCUAUAGAAGAUUCUAUUUCAUUGACAAUGUGUUGGUCAUCUCAAUCUAUCAGAGAUCAUACAGAAAGAGUAUUCAGUUUACUUUGUGAUAAGGUACCAGUUCAUAAUUUGAAUACAUCUUUAUUAUUGUCAUUUUUAUCGCCUACUAUUCAUCAUGUAUUUCUACAUUCUUCCUGGAUUCAUGCCAUACCUGAAGAUUUACUAUCAACGAAUUUUUCACAAAGAUUGACAAAUCAACAUCCUGAUUGGAUAGAUGCUGAUUUAAUUAAAAUUCUAUUGAAAUCCUUAGAAAGACAUUUUCAAAUUGUCACUGAUAAUGAUGAACAGUAUCAACAGAAUCGAGCAAUACAAUGUGAUAGUGUGUUAAAUAUUCUCCGAUUAGAUUGUUUUCUCAGAUUAUUGCGCCAAUUAAUUGAUGCCUGUUCACGAGACUCCACCAACGAAGAAGAUUCAAAUGAUUUGAAUGAAAAUGAAUUAACUGAUGAAGAUGAUUCAUUUAAUGAUUCAUUGAAUAUUGAUGAUUUAGCUUCACGUAAAUCCAUUGCAUUCACUGCUACAAGUUUAAUGAUGUUAACUACUGAUUUAUUUGUGCAAUAUGUACAUACAUUGGAAAAUAAUGAAGAUUGUAUUGGUAAAUUAGUCAGCCCUAUGGUUUUCACUUUAUUAAUUGGUUUUGUUUCGGAAUCGGAACAAGCACGAGAAAUUUCAGUUCGUUGUCUUUAUAAGCUGGUUGAACGGAUACCUCGUGUAAUCGAACUAAUCAAACUACAGGAAAAAUCAUCCACAACUGAAUCGAAACCAAUUCAAGAUACUACAGAGACUACAGAUAUUGAUAUUACAUCAGUUGAUAAGAAUACAGCCGAAUCUAAUCUCAAGGAUGACAUGAAUUGUGAUGAAGACAGUGGAGCUGCCAUACCAUCAGAGAAAUCUGGUGAUGGAAAGCCUAGAAAGAAAUUGAAUAAAAAUCAAAGACGUAAACAGAAGUUAACACAAUCAGUUGCAGCUGCAGCGGAAAAGCAUCAGGUCACCGAGCAAAUGUGUACAAAACCAUAUGCCUCUCCAGCUGACUGGCCAAAAUUAUCUAUUUGGUCCUUUGUACAAGUACGUAUUUGGAUCAUUCGUAGCGAUCGAUCAACUCAUAUAGCUCAGUUAGCUGAACAAAUAUGGCAUUCACUUCAGUUAGAUACAAAAUGUGAAAAUACUCAAUUGUCUACUACAAAAGUACAAAAUAAUAUUAAAGCACUUUUAGAAAAACCAAAUGAUACUGAUCUAUUGAAUCCAAUGCUUCUUGCACAACGUCUAUUGUUAGAAUCAACUCGUCCUAGUAUUUCAGUUCAAUCAGCUAUAGCUGAUGCAUUUGUUUUAUGUCUUCUUGAUCGUACUAAUGAUGAAAUUAGUGUGGCUUUAGAUAUGUUAGUUCAUAUGUAUCAUGUUAUGUUACAUCGUGAUCCUGCUGUACAAGAUAAUAUGGGUCGUGUACUUUGUCCUGAAUCACCUGAUAGAUGGCGUGAACGCAUUGGUCUUGCUAUGAUUUUGACAAGACUAUCUGAUGCACCUGCUGCUGCUGCUGCUGCUGCUGCGUCAUCAUUGUCUAUUUCACAAAUAUUAUUCAGGCAAAGUUUAAUGAUUGGCAAUAAUGAAGAAAAGAUUGAAGAUAAUGUCGAUCCUAAAAAUUCCGACACAGACAAUCCUUCUACUACUACUAGCAAUGAUGCUGCACCAAACCAAUCACCAAUGUGGUUGCUGAAUAUAUUUCGUUUUCUUGUUAGUGAUGGGUUGAAUGAUCGUAAUAAAACAGUACAAUCGGAAAUGCUUCAAGCUGGUUUACGUACUGUUCGUAAUUUUGGAAAGCUUUAUAUUAAUCAAAUUUUGCCAAUCCUUGAAAAUUAUGUAAAUAAAGCUCCAAAUGUCCCGGAAUUAGAUUCAGUUCGUCAAUCUAUACUCAUUCUAACUGGUUCAUUAUCACAACAUUUAGAUACAAGUGAUCCAAGAGUUGGAACUAUUUUUAAUCGUUUAUUGAAUACAUUAAAUUUUCCAUCAGAUUUAGUUCAACAAGCUGUAGAAGACUGCUUAGCAUCACUCAUUGGUAAAUUACCAGAAGAACAAACUGCAAAAACCAUUAAUAAGCUAAUGACUACUCUAUUGAGUAGUAAUAAUUAUGCUGAACGUCAUGGUGCAGCUCAUGGGAUUGCUGGAAUUGCUCGAGGUCUAGGCAUUAUGUCACUGAAGCACCAUGGAAUUAUUGACAAACUUAUGCCGGCGUUAGAUGAUACUAAAGUGUCUAAGCGUCGUGAAGGUGCUUUAAUGGCUGUUGAACGACUUUCUCUUGGAAUGGGACGUCUUUUUGAACCAUAUGUGGUUCGUUUCAUUACCCCUUUAUUAAAUACAUUUGGUGAUACAAAUCCUGGUGUAAGAGAAGCUGCAUCAAAUGCUGCACGAGCUGUUAUGAGUAAAUUAAGUGCACAUGGUGUGAAAUUAAUAUUACCAGCAUUGCUUAAAGCUAUCGACGACCAACAGUCUUGGCGUACAAAAGCAGAGGCUGUAGAUUUACUUGCAUCAAUGACGCAUUGUGCAUCAAAACAGUUAUCUGCUUGUUUACCUCAAAUAGUACCUCGUUUACUAGAAGUAUUAGUGGAUUCACAAGAACGUGUUAAACAAGCUGGUGUUAGAGCAUUGACUCAGAUUGGUAAAGUGAUUCGUAAUCCUGAAGUUCAAGCUCUUGUUCCAUUACUUACUAAUUGUCUUCAACAACCAUUGGCUGAUAAAACACCUUGUUUAGCAGCACUUCGUGAUACAUGUUUUGUGCAUGUUCUUGAUGCACCUAGUUUAGCACUUAUCCUACCAGUUAUACAACGAGCAUUCGCUGAUCGUUCUACUGAAACACGUAAAAUGGCUGCACAAAUCUUUGGCAAUUUACAUAGUUUAGCUAGAAAAGAGGAGUUAGCACCUUAUGUAAGCACUAUUCUGCCAUUAUUAAAAACAUGUUUAUUGGAUGCUGUGCCAGAAGUGCGUUCAGCUGCAGCUGCUGCACUUGGUGCUGUUGUUCGUGGUAUGGGUGAAGCUUCCUUCUCUGAACUACUUCCAUGGCUUAUGUCAACACUUACAUCAGAAACAUCAUCAGUUGAUCGUUCUGGUGGUGCUCAAGGAUUAGCUGAAGUACUUGGUGGUAUGGGAGUAGAAAAAUUACGUGUUGUUUUACCUGAUUUAAUUAGAACAGUUUCAUCGGAAUCUAAAUUACAACCUCAUAUACGUGAUGGUUAUCUUAUGUUGUUCAUUUAUUUACCAACUGUAUUUCAAGAUGAUUUCGCUGAAUUCAUUGGACCAAUUAUACCAACUGUUCUUAAAUCAUUAUCGGAUGAAACAGAAUUUCUUCGUGAAACAGCAUUACGUGCAGCUCAACGUAUAGUGCAUAUGUUUGCCGAAACAUCAUUAGAAUUAUUAUUGCCUCAAUUAGAACAAGGCAUGAUUGAUUCAAAUUGGCGUAUACGUCAUUCAUCUGUUCAAUUGCUAGGUGAAUUAUUAUAUCGUUUAUCUGGAUUAUCUGGUAAAGGAACUACAAAAACAACUAAUGAAGAUGAUACAUUUGGUACAGUGGAAGCACAUCAACGUCUACGUGAAAUUAUUGGAGAUGAACGUCAUAGUCGUAUAUUAGCUCGUUUACAUUUAUCACGUUCUGAUCCAAUUAUUGUUGUACGUCAAUCGGCUAUACAUAUAUGGAAAAUUGUUGUACCGAAUACACCAAGAACAUUACGUGAAAUUAUGCCAGUACUUAUUCAUUUAUUGUUAACAACUUUAGGAUCAUCAUCUCGUGAACAUCAACAAAUUGCCGCUCGAGCACUUGGUGAUAUGGUACGUAAAUUAGGUGAACGAAUUCUACCAGAGAUUAUACCAUUAUUAGUAACUGGUUUAGACUCUCCAGAUGCUGAUCAACGACGUGGUGUAUGUACUGGAUUAAUGGAAAUUAUACGUAGUUGUCAAUCUGAUCUGCUAUCAAACUAUGCUGACAGUUUGUUAGAUCCUAUACGACGUACUUUAUGUGAUCCAUUGGUUGAAGUACGUCGUAACGGUGGGAAAACAUUUGAAAUGUUAUAUGCUGCUAUUGGUAUACGUUCACUUGAUGGUAUUCUACCAGAUCUACUCGCUCAAUUAGAUGAUCCAAACACUAGUCAAUAUGCGCUGGAUGGUAUAAAACAAUUGUUAGCUGUCAAAGGCAAAGCUGUAAUGCCAUAUUUAGUUCCAAAACUAACUCAUCCAGUAGUCAAUGUGAAAGCAUUUGCUUAUCUUGCAUCAGUUGCUGGAGAAGCAUUAACAAAACAACUUGGCCGGAUAUUACCAGCUCUUCUGCAAACUGUAUCAUUAAUGUCUCAGCCUGAUAAUGAUCAAAAUAAUAGUAAGAAUGCUAAAGAAGAGGGAGAAACAGAAAAUGAGGAUUUAGAACAUUGUGCUGCUGUACUUGUAUGUAUUUAUGAAGCUACAGGAAUUCGUCAAAUAUUGAAUGAAUUAUUAACCGGUUUGUCGUCGGCCAAUGUUACAACAACAAUUGAUGAAACCACCACCAAUAAUAUUACCACUACACAAUAUAAACUUAUUCCCGGCUCUAAUGUAUAUCGAAUUGCCUGUUUACGUUUACUGCGUGCCUAUCUUGAAGCUAGUUUUCAAGAUCCUUCUGAUGUUGUAAUGCCUAUUGUGAAGCCUAAUUUAAAUAAAGAAUCUUCGGAUGAAAAUGAAACUGAAGAAUCAGAUGACGACGACCAGGACGAGGAUGAUGAUGAUGAUGAUCUUGAAGAUGAAGAUGAUGAUGGCUCGUUUAAUUCUGAUGAAGAUUCUGGUGACAACGAUGAUACGGACACAGAUGAUGAUGAUGACCAUGAUAGUUAUGAUGAUAACGACGAUGAUGAACUGGAAGAGAAUCCUGAUGCUAAAGAAGUAAUAAGUCGAGUAUUGAAUGAAACUUAUCCACUUGCUCUUCGUAAUAUUUGUCGUCUUUUGGCUUCUACUGACAAAACUACUUUAUCGGAAGCAUGGAAAUGUUUGGAAGCACUGUUCAAACGUUGGAAUCCCGAGACAAUUACUUCCCAAAUUGGUGAUCUUCGUCAAGGUAUUCGUGGUGCUAUAUCAGAGAUGAACAAAUCAGCAGCUGGCAAUAAAAAUGAAGUUCAAAAAUAUUUACCGGGAUUUUCAGAUCCUACUUUACCACUUGUUAGUUUAGUUAAAUUAUAUGCUGAAUGUACACUCCGUGGUCGUCCUGCGAUUAAAGAACCUUCAGCACAAGGAUUAUCCGAAUGCAUACUUCAUUCAAAUGGAAUAGCACUUCAAGGCUGUAUUAUCAAAGUCAUUGGUCCUCUCAUUCGUUUACUGGGUGAACGUCAGACAAAUGUGGUUCGUGUUGCUGUAUUACAAUCACUUACUUCACUUGUGAAUAAAUGUCCACAAUCUGUUCGUCCAUUUGUUACACAACUUCAAUCAACUUUCUUAAAAUGUCUCGGAGAUUCACAUAGACAAACAAGAAUACUUGGUGGUGAAGGUUUAUCAUCAAUUGUUCCUAUUACACCAAAACUUGAUCCUUUGUUAAUUGAUCUGGCUAGAGUAUCAUCUGAAACUGUUGUAUCACGUUUUCAUGAUUAUUUAGAAGAUGAAUUAAAUGAUAUGGAAAGUUCAAUGCCUAAAUCAGGUGUGUCCGCAACUGCACACACAUUAGCUGGUGUAGCAUCUUUUCCUGAUACAAGUUUACAAGCGUUACGUAUUUGUCUAGAACAUUCAAAAGGUCGUGCUAGCCUAUCAGCUUUAAAUACAAUAUUUCAUUUAUUAAUUCCAUUAAUGCAUUUACCAGAAUCUUCAAGCAAUAAUAACGUUGAACGUCGAUUAGAAACAACAACAUAUCGACAUAAUAACAAUAAUAUGGUUGGUAAUGAUGAUAAUAGUCAAGAAGACAAUGAUGAUGAUGAUCAACAAGAAAAUAUUUUAGGAUCAUCAUUUAAUCAAACAAAACAAAUGCCAAUUAAUUCUGAUCAAAUACGUAUAAUCAUUUCAUCAUGUAUAGGAUUUGUUUUAGUCGCUGCACAAGCCACUAUUGACAAUGGUACAACAUUAAAUGAUAAUAAUGAGAAAAUGGCGAAAAAAAUUGAAUUAAUUAAUUUAUUUGAACAAAAACUAUGCCUUAUGUCGUCGAUUAAACAAAAUGUACAACAAUGGACAUUUAAUCAAAGUCAAGGUAUUGCUCUUCUAAUCCCAUUAAAGCAUACACCAAAUAUUUUGAUUAAUUCCGAAACAAUACAAUCUGGUUUUUGUGAUCGACUAGGACAAUUCAUUAAACAAUUAUGCAUUCAUGAAAAUUCUGUUAUUUAUCAAAUUGGAUACCGUUGCAUUGGAUGUUUUAUUGGUUAUCUAACAGAGAAACAUGAAGUGAAUUAUAGUCCUAAAGGAUUAAUGGAACUGCUCGGAAAGGGUUUUGAACACCCGGUAAUCGAUAUGCGUCUAUUAUCUACAAUGAUAUCUAGUUAUAUUGCAUGGCAUGUCAAAUUACCAAUGUGUACAUGGUUAUGUUCAUUUGUAAUUAUCCUACUCAAUGGAAUAAAAGAUAAAAAUAGUGCAGUAAGACUUGGUAGUGAAACAGCAUUAGCUGUAUUAUGUCGUUUAAAUGCUCCAAAAAAUAAAAAUAAUGAUGAUAGCUUAAAUUCUGAAUAUUUACAAGCUUGUUACAAUUUGCUGGAUAAUAAUACACGUAAUCAAUUAGAAACAUUGAUACAACGACUUCGUAAACAAAAUUGGUCUGAGAUAUGGCGUCAAGGUUGCCCAGAUAUGGAUAAUACUAGUGUAUUGUAAACUUGAUUGUGUAAACACAUACUCGCACACACACACGUAUGCGCACACGUGCAUUGGAUGUCAACCUAUUGGAACAGUAUUCCUUGUUUAUCUUCUUAUUGUAAUGAUAAUCUAUUCCAAAUUGUAAUUGAGUUCAUUGUAUUCGCACGUAAUCAAUAUAUAGAUAUUCAAAUAAUCAAUAUUUUUGAAUGUUAGUUUUUUUUAACUUGUUUGAAUCAUCGACAUAUUGUGGACGUGUUUAUCUUUUUAACUCUAUAUCGAUCGGAUUUUUACUAUUAUUAUUUCUUUUCAAAAAGAAACAUUCAUUGUGUACAUGAUCUUCCUGUGAUUUGCUUGAAAUUGUACAUUUCUGUUUGUUAUUAAAAUACCAUGAGAUAGAUAGAUGUACACUGAUAACAUACAUACAUGAUUGUCGGUCUUGAAAUGAGAGUUGUUUGUUUUUUUUUCAUUGUAUACAAACAAAUAUCCUGAUGUGAACAAAAUUUUUACCUAUUCAAUAUGUGUAUGUAUAUGUUAUAUAAUCUUAUCUCAAAAGAAUUCGUAUUCAAUUAUUACAGAAAAGAAAAAAACAGUUUUCUUUAUCAUUCCUGCAUGUACCUACCUAACUAACUAACUAAUGCGUCGCUUGAGUAAAACUGAUGUUAAUUCUAUCGGCUUGAUUUUUUUUUCUUUUGGCUGAGUAUAAGCGGAUAACUCAAUGGUUAUUUGAUUUGACUUUUUUUAGUCAAUAAAUUAUUCUCAAGCUUGUACUUAAUUCUG